Coniophora puteana RWD-64-598 SS2 is the source of this 843-nucleotide messenger RNA. Its product is annotated as ribosomal protein S7. The transcript has 2 exons. Lineage: Eukaryota; Fungi; Basidiomycota; Agaricomycetes; Boletales; Coniophoraceae. The record is from RefSeq and is a predicted model, not a curated record. Bases 25 to 828 code for a protein of 267 amino acids.
CCGCGUCGAGGGCGACAACGAACCAUGAACGUUUUCCUGCCUUGUCGCCCCUCCCUCGUCCGCCAUGCAUUUUCAGGCCUCGGAAGGCGCACCAUGAGCUCUGCACGAGACGCUCCAACAGCCGCAGCGGCCACCACCACGCUCAACUUUCUCUUCCCCGGUGUAGAGGCCGCGCUCUCGUCCACUGGUACCUCGACCGCAGCGCCCUCCACCUCCGCCAUCACCUCCCCCUCCUCCGCGUUCAAAGUCGCUUCCACCACCGCCGCAGCGCCGCUCACGCUCCCCCCGCCCUCCGACCCGCUCCUCUCCUUCCUCACCUCGCUCCUCCAACAAUCCGGGAACCGCACGCGCGCCUCCGCCCGCGUCUCAUCCAUGCUCCUGCACAUCCACGCCCUCACGCGCGCGCCGGCCCUGCCCCUCGUGCGGCACGCCGCGCUCGCAGCUGCGCCCGCCGUGCGCCUGAAGAGCCACAAGCGCGGGUCGAAGAACGUGCAGAUGCCCGUUGCGCUGAGCGAGAAGCAGAGGAUCAGGGCGGGGCUGAAGGCGAUGCUGAAGAGCAGCGAGGGGAAGCAGGGCAAGAGCGUGCAGGAAAGGAUGGCGCGGGAGGUGGUGGGUGUUGUGAGGGGCGGUGGGGGGGCGUUGGAGGGGAAGGCGGUUGUGCAUCGGGUGGCAAUGGUGAAUCGGGGAACUUGUCUGUGCGGUGAUACGCCUUGCGCUGAAUUUCCGGAUGGCGGCGUCCUGUCUUUGGGGAAUUUGUGGGAGCUGGUAGCCCGGGCUCAGGCUCAUGCUCGAGGAACGGAUUGGAAAGUCUGCUGCGAUCACUCAUAGAUGUCUACACCUUAU